This is a messenger RNA of Gigantopelta aegis, 681 nucleotides long. RefSeq lists its product as uncharacterized. The record is from RefSeq and is a predicted model, not a curated record. The transcript has 4 exons. Bases 1 to 681 code for a protein of 226 amino acids. NCBI's taxonomy places the organism in Eukaryota, Metazoa, Mollusca, Gastropoda, Neomphalida, Peltospiridae.
AUGGCAGUUGUGGAUGAAUCUGUUUCAAGCUAUGAAGGAAAACGACACUUUUGCUGGUAUUUCCUGGACAAGAGCUUGAUACAGUUUUGUUUCAUGCAGUUUAUACAGGAUGAACUGGAUGCUGUUGUUCAGGUAUGGAAUACCCAUCUGAUACGCCGAAGUCAGUACCAAAGUAUACGAUCCAGUCUAUAUCGUGAACGUCGCAAGAAAUAUCCAGCCAUGCCGUCGACGAGAGGUGAAGUUACUUUGGAUGGCGGCUUGACUACCACGGUUCAGGGGGAACGGUUCCUCUUUGGGGAAGACGGCGAUGGAGAUGAAAAGAUUAUUGCCUUUGCUUCUAACGUUGGUUUGCAGAAACUUUCGAUAGCGAAAACUUUCUAUGUUGAUGGAACGUUUGGCUCAGCUCCUCGCAUCUUCUACCAGAUCAUUAGUAUACAUGUGUUUGUGAUGGGUGUCAUGAUGCCUCUAGUGUUUGGGUUUCUCCCGAACAAGUCAACUUCAACCUAUGUGAGAUUCUUAACACUUGUCAAGAACAAUGCUGCAGCACUUGGAUUUAUCGUGCAACCUUUGCGUGUGAUGAUGGACUUCGAAUUAGGGCUCAUGAAUGCACACUCCACUGUCUUCCCUGGUGUGCAAGUGAAAGUGUGUUACUUUCAUUAUUCUUGGCGUCUUAAGUAUUGA